CUCUUUGAGGAGGAGGGGGGUUUGUCGCCCUUGUUGCAGCCCUUCGCUCAAGGCUGUGGGUAUGGGGGGGAUUCCUGUGCUUGUCCCGCACACAGACACGCACUGAUCUCGUUCUUAGGCGGCUUUAAGCCUCAGCAAGACAAGCCUGUCUAUAAAGGGAAGAGCUGCAGAGGUAGAAAGCUAAAGGAAAUAAAUGUCAUCCAAUCGUAGAAUAGUUUGGGUUGGAAGGGACCUUAAAGAUCAUCUAAUUCCAACCCCCCUGCCAUGGGCAGGGACAUCCCACUAAAUAAGGCUGCCCAAGGCCCCAUCCAGCCUGACCUUGAACACCUCUUGUCGCCUAUAAACUGUAAAAAACAAGGCAUGAGGCAGUUCCUUGCAUCUUAACAAAGGCUCUUUUCUGCUCCUGUGCCCUGACAAAGGUGGAGUCAGUGAAAGGGGAACUCGAGCCUGAGUGAGAUGCAGUCAGUGCCAGCUUGAAGAUAGCAAGGACGUAAGUGCAGGAGAAUAAAGAAAGUUAAGACGUUUAUAAUGGUAAAACUGGACAGGGCACUUAAGUCUAUCCAUGCUCGCAUGCUUUUUAUUUGAACAAAGCUGGGCUGUGGAAAAACUUUCCUGAAGAUGGUAUCUGAAGAAAAAAAAUACCUUUCAAACUCCCUCCCCAGGUGCUUCAUAAAAUAACUCUUACAGAGGAAGCCUGUCAGGAAUAAAAAGAGUGUUUGUGUUCUCUAAUCUAAUCUUACAAUCUUGAUCCUAAGUGAAUUAUUGGGUCCUGUGGUGACCGUGGCAGAGCAAGAUGCUUUUUCUUCAGUGUUGUAUUCAUUGCAUCUUUAUUAAAAAGAAUAAUGUAAAACUGUCUAAAUAGAAGUGGAAACCAUGAUAAUUAUUUCCCUUGUUAGUUUAAUUGGAAACUUGGGGUCUGUACAUCUAGAAGAUACUUUCAGCUUGAUCUCCCAUUUAGAGUUUAUACUUAAAAAACCCCUGCAGAAUAGUACUGAUGGAAAGCAAACAGUGCAGUGAAGCCCAGUGUGAAGGUAUCCAACAUAAUAUUAAAGUAAACAUCAGUUGUUUUUAAUGCAGGAAGAGUAAAGCCAGUUGUAACCACACGCUGACCCUUUAAUUGAAUAGACAGGAUAUUAAGCUGUGAAUUAAACAACAGCCUAAUAUGUAAUAUUUAAUGAACAACUUGGAAAUAAAAUAUCAUUGUCUAUUCAAGAUGGUGAAUUCCAAAGAGAUCUUGCAAGGCUAAGGGGCUUUCCGAAAUAUUUUUAUUUGGGAAUUCUAUUAACCUAAACUUAAAAUUCUCUGUGGACUUGGCCCUUAAUGAAUUAUGAGGUCUGUGCUGUCUCAAAAAGUAUGAGGAAAAGCAUCUCUUUCAGUGUAUGCUGUAAAGAAGGGAGUAACUCAUUUGUCUGUUACAACUAAUUAGAAAAGCCUUUUUUUUUGGUUUGUACUUUCCUUUGGUAUGCUCAAUGAAUGUAGUUUUCUCUAAGCUUUUUAGCUGUCAGGCAGCAUAUGUAAAAACCACAAAUGGCAUAUCUGGAUUCUGCUUCUGUAUUCAUGUGUGUUUACUUUGAUGUGCUUGUUGUCUUGCUUAUCUCUCAAACUUAUAAUCAGCAAUAAUGUCCUGAAUCUGCAGAAUACACUUGUUCUUUCUUACCAUUCCGUUUGAGACAUCCUAUUAGGAAAUAUAUUUACAGUGGCAAAGAUUGCAGGUUUUUUCAGUGUGUCAUCUCCUGUUACGUUGCUGAAACUUCCUAAUUUAAAUUAAGUCUUCUGAUGCCUUCUACUGGCAACUCUGCUAUCCCUAUGUGUACAUGUGUUGUAGGAACAUUUAUGAUCUUGGUACAUCAAAGUACGUCAUUUCUCUUUGAAUACAGUUAUUUGUUGCUGAAAGAUCCUUUGCUGGGGCUAGUAUACAAAGGCUUAAUGUAUACAGAAUUUUAGUUUCUACCUUAAUGAUUUGAUCCUCUUGGGAAGCAAGAUUGGCGUAGAAAAUGCAAUGCCAACUGGCCACCAUGGCUGGGUUAGUACUUCCUGUCAGGAACAAGUUGUAAAUCUGAAAAUUUACAAAUUUGACUAUUUAUCAGAAUUGUCAUAGUGACAGUUAAGAGGUAGUUCUUGAACGAUGUAUAAAUUGUGUGAGAAUUCUGCAUUUUUUAAUGGUCAUUUAACUUCUUCCGUGUUCUUAACACCUAGACUGAAGCAGUAGACACGUCAAAGUGCUUAUAGGUGGGUGACUUAUGAGACCCUUUGGGCCAGUACACCGCUAACAACAUUAAUCAGUUGUUUCGAUGGACCAGGUGCAGCAUUAACUUGUUGGAGAGUUGUUGAGAUUGACCACUGGGAUAUGGCCACACUUUAAUGACUCUGGGUGGGAUUGACUUCAUCCCCCCGGAUAUGCAGUGAAAGCAAUUCUGUGUAUAAAUGUUCUAUGAAAUCACUGCUUUGCAGAAGCAUUCUGAGGACAAAUCUCCAGUCUUCUCCAGCACUGAAUAAUGUGUACCUGCCUUAAUGAUUAAAUUAAACUAUUAAGCGGCUUAUUUACUGUAGCAACUAAAGUGAGUCAGAAUGCCGCUCAAUGAUGACCAGAACAGCGAUUCAGAUUCUUCACGCCUCUCUGAAAGCACAGCUUCUUCUAGCGACUCUGAGUAUUCAAGACAGAGCUUUAACAGUGAUUCUUCAAGCAAACCCAGUUCCCCAGCAUCAGCAAGCCCUCCCAAGGCUGUUACGUUUGAUGAACUGAUGGCAGCUGCAAAAAAUCUGUCAGACUUGACUCUAGCUCAUGAAAUUGCUGUAAAUGCAAAUUUUUGCAUAAAAAAGGAAGACCUCCCACAGAACAGCCUUGCAGGCAGAGUGAAACAAAUUGUACACAAAGCCUUUUGGGAUGUUUUGGAAUCGGAACUGAAUGAAGAUCCUCCAGAAUAUGAACAUGCUAUCAAGCUCUUUGAAGAAAUAAAGGAGAUUCUUCUUUCCUUCCUGACACCUGGAGCAAACAGGAUGCAAAAUCAAAUUUGUGAAGUUCUAGAUACAGAUCUUAUAAGACAGCAGGCAGAACACAAUGCUGUUGAUAUUCAUGGGCUAGCUAAUUAUAUCAUCAACACUAUGGGAAAGUUAUGUGCUCCAAUAAGAGAUGACGACAUAAAACAGUUAAAAGCAACUGACAAUAUCGUAGAAUUACUGAGACAAAUAUUCCGUGUUUUGGACCUGAUGAAAAUGGAUAUGGCUAAUUAUACGAUUCAAAAACUUAGGCCAUACCUCCAGCAUAAUUUGGUGGACUAUGAAAGAGCAAAAUUCCAGGAAAUUCUUGAAGAAACACCAAGUGCCCUGGACCUCACAACAGAAUGGAUAAAGGAAUCUAUAGAAGAUGAAUUGUCAUCUAUUCCUGAUGAAUCUUCAUCAUCCCCUGGUGCUGAUAGUAGUUCUAAACCAACUAUUAGUCCUGUACUGGUGCUAAACAACAGCUACUUGAAACUGUUACAGUGGGAUUAUCGCAAAACAAUUCCAGAGACUCUAAUAACAGAUGAAGGUCGUCUUCAGGAGUUGAAAGAAAAGCUGAAUCAAUUAAAAAUUAUAGCUUGUGUUUGUCUCAUAACAAACAAUAUGGUGGGUCCAGCAAUUGUAGAUGUGCCGGACUUUGCUGAUGAACUGAAAAGGAUCUGUGUUCCUCUUCUCGAAGAUAUGAACAAGAAGACUUUUGAUUUGAAGGAGGCUCUGAAUGCAAUUGGUGUCCAGAUUUGCAACAAAGUGAACAGGUCUCUAACUGAAAGAGGUCUUCCCACUCUUAAUGCAGAAAUGCAGAGUAAUUUAAUGGGUCAAAUUGCUCAUAUUGUUGAGGAGAAUAAUCCUAUCAGUUCCUUGAUAGACAAACGAAUCCAGUUCUUCAUGAGAAGCUUGCUUGCUCUUCCGAGUUUUCAGAUGCGUAUGCCUGCUAUGCCAGGAGGCCUUUCUGUGGUUCAGACAGAGAUGGAGUUGGUUGGAUCUCAGUAUGCAAGCAUUGUAAACUUCAAUAAAAAAGUGUAUGGACCAUUCUAUGCAAGCAUAUUUAGAAAACUACUUUUUCCUGAGAUGGCAGUGGGAAAAGCAGAGACAGAAACAGUUGCCAACUAAAAGAAUGUGACUUAUUGCUGUAUGCUGCCUUUUUACCUUUCAAGACAGUGCUCUGACUUCCCCACUAGGAACAGCCCACUCUGUGACUAUUAUAAGAGAGAUCUUGUAAAAUGCAUACAGGAAGUUUCUGAAAUUCACUGGAAAAAAAUUAAUUUCAAUGACAUAUUUUAAUAUACUAAAUUUGUUUAAUGGAUUGUGUCACUUGUAAUAGCCAGUGAAAUACUAGUUUUCAAGGCAAGCAUUUGUUGUGGUUUGCAGUGGGAAAGAGCUGGGAAAGUACUUACUGUUUUGACACCAUUAAAACAAUGUUAUUUUUCAAAUUAAAUAUAUUUACAUAUAGCAAUGCAAUUAUAGAAUGAAAAAACAAUUGUAGAUAAAAUGCACUAUGCUUACAGUGUAUUUUCUUAGAGCAAUAUCUAAUGAAACUUAUGUUUCUGGGGAGACUUUGAAGUAAAAGAAGUAUGGUAAAACUGCUUCUGUAACCAAAACCAGGUUCGUAGUAGGCCAAGUCCUGGUACUCCUGCUGUUAUUGGUACCAGAACUUAGCCUCUGUUACAUUAAGGAAUGCCAGUAUUAUAAGCUGUUCAGAGUACAGCAGUUACAGAAGAAGUGUUCACCACUUAAAGUAGGAAUAAUUAAGAACUCAACUGUAAUUGAGAUUAGUGAUAAACGCCUAAGAAACAUGGGGGAGGGUAAAUUGCUGUAUAUAAUUUUUAUAAGCAUUUUGUUUAUCCAGUGGAGGUCAUACAGAUCUUAAAUCUAACAAGGAUAUGUACUGAUCUUUGAUCUUAAUGGGUAUUAAGUAUUUUUAAGUUGAAUGUUUCCAACCUUUAUUCCCCAAAGCACUUGAGAGUGAUCUUAAAGAGUACAGAGCAUCUUCCCCUUGUACAUUCUGUUAGAUGAAGGCAUAAACUCUUUGAAACUUAUACUUGGCUCUGAAAGCCAGAACCCAAAGGAUUAGUGAUUCUUGAAAAUGUGAUUAGAUUCACUGAGAUUGUGAGAAAUACUUAAGAUUUCUUCAAAUUCCUUUUGAAGAGGUCCCAAAACUUAAUUCCCAUACAAGGCAACAAGACUCUUACAUAAGAAAACAAAUAACUUGAAAUUGAGAAAUGUGGAAGUAAACUUCAGUAAGUUUACACAGGCUUUAUUUUGCUUAUUUCAGAUUACUAGGAAUAGUUACUGCUGGAAUACAUAUUAUAGACAUGUUCCUGUCUAUGAAAUUGAAUCAUAAUUUACUUGAAAAUUAUCUUUUAAUAUAUUGCCAUAUAGUGGUCCUUUUAAAACAUUAGAUAUAUAAAAACUCCAUGUGAUACAAGUUAUAUAACUUGUUCUUAGUAUUUUAUAUUACAAUCUAUUUUUUAUGAGAGACAAAAAAUCACCUGUAAAAGCUGAAUGUGUCACACCAAUUGUGGAUGUACAUUACGAUGUCUAGGAUAAAGGUCUAAAAAACUGGGCAUUAUUAGCACUGUGGUUUUGUAGUCCAUUUUUUCAGAAUUGUCUACUCUUCUUUUAGUAAGGGAAACUGCUUCUAGUCAGUUGUUCCUCCAUGUUCAGGGACUUUGGCCACAUGUACGUGAUAAGAAAAACUUUCUUAAAAAUGCCUUUUUAGAAAAGAAAUUUCUCUAGUGCACUUCUGCUCUGUCCCUUGUAAGAACAUUGCACAAAAUAAAGUGAAUACAUGUUUUAAAGGCAACUGUUUCCUGAUGCCUAAAAAACCUGAGAAAGGAACUCUUGGAAUAUAGUAAUUGUGCCACUAGGUAAAACAGGCUUGCUCAUAUGAAUACGAAUUUUUAUAUGUAACUCAAAAUCAUCUAGAGAAGAAUGCAUUUUGAAAGCAACCAUGGGUAACUAAACCUUAGUCAUUUGCUACAUCCUUAGAAAUACCUGAACUAUUUUGAGCUUCAGCCAAAAGAGGAUUUUGUGAACAUUUGAAGAGGAUUUAUAACACAUUUAUAUGAACAUUUUAUCAUAAUACUUUAUAUGCAUUCUAUUGUAAAAAUAGGUACCAAUUAAACUAUAGUUCUUUAAUGUACUGAGGAAGCCAUCAUACUAGUUUUUACCAGUAAAUACUCAAAAAAAAAAAAAGAGGAUUUGGGUUUUUUUGUGAUUAAGGUAACUUGCAAAGGGCAUUUUAUAGCAUGGCCUAUGUUUCAAGUGAUUGUUUAAUGUAUCUUAUUUUUUAUUUAAUACUUCAAACAUCGACAUUGCAUCUGUUUAAUGUCAUGUGUUGCAUGCUGUUGAAGCUACUGUGGCUGAAAUGCACCUGCCUCUACUCUGAAGCUGUCCUUGUGAAACAAGGUGUCAUUCUGUAGCAGCUUUCUUUGUUGAAAUACAAAUAGUUGAGGUUUUGUAUGCGUUAAAUUUUGUUUGUGAUACCAUUGGUGGUUAAAAAUCUUUUAUGCAAGUUGUUUCUUAAAUGUAAUGGAUUCAUAAAUGCCUAAGAUAAAUGACUGCACUAAUAAUA
Messenger RNA from Cuculus canorus (common cuckoo), 6571 nucleotides. It is a transcript of the gene TCP11L2, whose product is annotated as t-complex 11 like 2. Bases 2569 to 4107 code for a protein of 512 amino acids. Gene Ontology annotation, biological process: signal transduction. The transcript is spliced from 11 exons. Lineage: Eukaryota; Metazoa; Chordata; Aves; Cuculiformes; Cuculidae. The record is from RefSeq and is a predicted model, not a curated record.